Ostreobium quekettii is the source of this 297-nucleotide messenger RNA. The record is from the annotation of a GenBank genome assembly. Lineage: Eukaryota; Viridiplantae; Chlorophyta; Ulvophyceae; Bryopsidales; Ostreobiaceae.
AUGAUGUCCGGCGACGCCCCCCGCGAGGCGCACGCCCUGUCGUUCAGGGUGGCGCGCCUCUCCAAGCCGUCCCUGGCGCUGGAGACGGGCGUCAAGCUGGACCUGACGGUCGACAUGGGCGAGGCCGUGGCCAUCCCCGUGGAGAAGAUGGGCCAGAUGGUGCCCGUGCGCGCCUUUGAGGGCAGGACGCAGUCCGAGGAGGCCGCGGCGACCUUCGGUGUGGACGGCAGCCUGUGCCUGGCGAACAGCCGGCAGGCCAUUUACCUGGGAGAGGGCAGACGUUUUCGUGCUAUGUGA